Messenger RNA from Hyaloscypha bicolor E, 1095 nucleotides. RefSeq names its product NAD(P)-binding protein. The record is from RefSeq and is a predicted model, not a curated record. NCBI's taxonomy places the organism in Eukaryota, Fungi, Ascomycota, Leotiomycetes, Helotiales, Hyaloscyphaceae. Gene Ontology annotation, molecular function: oxidoreductase activity. The transcript has 3 exons. Bases 1 to 1095 code for a protein of 364 amino acids.
AUGCCAAAAGCAAUAACAAUCGAGCCCAUAGACGGGAAGCCGGGAAAACCUGGGCAGGUUUACUAUCCCCUCUCUCUAAAGAACGCCCCAGCCCCCUCCCCGGGCCCAAACGACCUCCUCAUAGCCAUCCACUCCGCCGCCCUCAACCACCGCGACCUCUUCCUGCGCCAGCACCUCUACCCCUCCCCGUCCUUCACGGUCCCCCUCCUCGCAGACGGCUUCGGCACCGUCACCUCGCUCGGUUCCUCCGCCUUGAAAUCCUGGCUUGGGAAGAAGGUCAUCUUGACGCCCGGCCGGGGCUGGAAAGACGAUCCUGCGGGGCCCGAAGACAAGACGGGGUACAGGAUUCUGGGCGGGACGAAGACGUGCGAGCUGGGGACGCUGCAGGAGGUUGUUUGUGUCUCCGAGGAUGAGGUUGAGCUUGCGCCGGAGCAUUUGACGCCUGCGGAGGCGGCGGCGCUGCCACUGACGGGCUUGACGGGGUGGAGAGCGCUGGUGUCUAAGAGCGCGAAUUGGGAAGAGGGGAGGAAUAUCCUUGUCACUGGGAUUGGAGGUGGGGUGGCGUUGAACGUGCUGCAGUUUGCGGUUGCGAAGGGGUGUCGUGUUUGGGUUACGAGUGGGAGCCAGGAAAAGAUUGAUAAGGCGAAGAAGAUGGGUGCGAAGGGGGGAGUGAGUUAUAAGACGGAGGGAUGGGAGAAGGAAUUAAAGAAACAACUGCCGAAAGAUAGGCCGUAUCUCGAUGCGAUUAUAGAUGGAGCCGGAGGAAAUGUUGUGAGUAAGGCUGUGAGGUUGCUCAAGCCCGGUGGAGUCAUUGUCCAGUAUGGGAUGACUGUUGCGCCAAAGAUGGACUGGACGAUGCCUGCUGUUUUGAACAACCUUGAGCUGAAAGGCUCAACAAUGGGUUCGAGAAAGGAGUUCAAGGAUAUGGUUGCAUUUGUUAAUGAGAAGAAGAUCAGGCCGGUUGUAUCGAGGGUUGUGAAGGGAAUUGAUAAUAUUCGGGAGAUUGACGAGUUGUUUGAGGAGAUGAAGAAAGGGAGCCAAUUUGGGAAGUUGGUAGUUGAGAUUCAAGGGGAGGGGGCUUCGAGUAAGUUGUAA